This is a messenger RNA of Gongylonema pulchrum, 645 nucleotides long. The record is from the annotation of a GenBank genome assembly. NCBI's taxonomy places the organism in Eukaryota, Metazoa, Nematoda, Chromadorea, Rhabditida, Gongylonematidae.
GUCCAACUGCAACGAAGUGAUGAUGACGAUGACGAUGGGGAUUAUUCACCACGUGCGCUGAAUGGAGGUGGUUCACUGGAAAGCACACAUUCGUUUCUCUCGCCAGUUCUACCCCCAAAAAAUAAUGGUACCAAAGGGUUCGGGGCUGUGAGUUGUUCACCGUCUGAAAUGCUUCGGCCACACAGUUCAGCGAUCGGCUCAUCAGAAGAACAUUUGGAAAGUGUGCAUACCGAAAUUUUUCAUGCGAGCCCGGUGCAAACUCAUUUUUUACCGGCAAGUCUUUUCACAAAUGCGAGUGCUUCCGGCUGCCAGCAUCCGACGUCAUCUACACCACGUGUAGCAGCAGUGGGUGGCGGUGUUGUUCGACGACGUUCCUGGCGUACCCAUUAUGUGCGACCGAAUCGAACUGCUGAAUUGAUUCGGAGGGAAAGGGAUAACGAGGAUGUAGUUGGUUAUACGAAUAGGUCGAUACCGAUGUGUCGCCGUAGUAUACCAGUGAUCAUCGCGUCAACGCACAGUAGAAGCUUGACAAGUCCGGGAAAAUCGCGAACAAUUGAAUCACCUCCGCUGGAGCACCGAUCCGAAACUGCUAGCUGUGGUAGCGGCGCCAAAAUCACUUCACAUUCAAGAAUUGUGCACUUCUAG